AUGGCCCCUUUGGUUGUGUCCGUCUAUCACUUGGGUCAGUCAGCCGUGGGCAGGCUCAGAACAGAGGUUUCUGUAGCUGAUAGGGUGGGUAUAUACUGGAGAACAGAGGUUUCUGUAGCUGAUAGGGUGGGUACAUACUGGAGAACAGAGGGUUCUGUAGCUGAUAGGGUUGGUACAUACUGGAGAACAGAGGUUUCUGUAGCUGAUAGGGUGGGUACAUACUGGAGAACAGAGGUUUCUGUAGCUGAUAGGGUUGGUACAUACUGGAGAACAGAGGUUUCUGUAGCUGAUAGGGUGGGUAUAUACUGGAGAACAGAGGUUUCUGUAGCUGAUAGGGUGGGUACAUACUGGAGAACAGAGGUUUCUGUAGCUGAUAGGGUUGGUACAUACUGGAGAACAGAGGUUUCUGUAGCUGAUAGGGUUGGUAUAUACUGGAGAACAGAGGUUUCUGUAGCUGAUAGGGUGGGUAUAUACUGGAGAACAGAGGUUUCUGUAGCUGAUAGGGUUGGUAUAUACUGGAGAACAGAGGUUUCUGUAGCUGAUAGGGUUGGUAUAUACUGGAGAACAGAGGUUUCUGUAGCUGAUAGGGUGGGUACAUACUGGAGAACAGAGGUUUCUGUAGCUGAUAGGGUGGGUAUAUACUGGAGAACAGAGGUUUCUGUAGCUGAUAGGGUGGGUACAUACUGGAGAACAGAGGUUUCUGUAGCUGAUAGGGUGGGUAUAUACUGGAGAACAGAGGUUUCUGUAGCUGAUAGGGUGGGUACAUACUGGAGAACAGAGGGUUCUGUAGCUGAUAGGGUUGGUACAUACUGGAGAACAGAGGUUUCUGUAGCUGAUAGGGUGGGUAUAUACUGGAGAACAGAGGUUUCUGUAGCUGAUAGGGUGGGUAUAUACUGGAGAACAGAGGUUUCUGUAGCUGAUAGGGUGGGUACAUACUGGAGAACAGAGGGUUCUGUAGCUGAUAGGGUUGGUACAUACUGGAGAACAGAGGUUUCUGUAGCUGAUAGGAGGUUUCUGUAG
This is a messenger RNA of Oncorhynchus keta (chum salmon), 1020 nucleotides long. RefSeq lists its product as uncharacterized. The record is from RefSeq and is a predicted model, not a curated record. NCBI's taxonomy places the organism in Eukaryota, Metazoa, Chordata, Actinopteri, Salmoniformes, Salmonidae. The transcript has 10 exons. The coding region runs from base 1 to 1020 and encodes 339 amino acids.